GUCAACAUCUUAGCGAUUUCGAGUUGUAUAAAUUAUAAUGUUUAAUAAGGAAUAAAGGUUAGUCGUUCAUGUGAGUACAGUCUGUGUCACUGCAUUCAACACUCGUUGAGUUAUGUUCAUUCUGUAAGAAUAACGUCAAAUAUCAACCAAUGAUAUAAUCAGGGUUUAUAGUUACAUUUAACAUGAGUGCCAGUGGAAGUGCAAGUAAAUUUGAUUCCAAUGCUAAUGCCACUGUCGGUGUCGUCGUUUUCGCCGAUUCUUCCAACACGAUUAAUCCGUGCGUGGAAGGUCAUGGCUGUAGCGCGUCUUCUGUGAUACAUGAUGAUGUCAUUAGUAAUGCUAGUCAAGAGCCAAGUGAUCCUGAAUUGGCUCUACAUGGUAUUAACCUCAUGCUCAACAAUGGCUUCAAAGAGUCUGAAGAUCUCUUCAAUAAGCACAAACAAAGAAGUCCAUUGAUGAGUGUUGGAGCAAGUUUUGUCAAGUUCUUGCAUGCACUCAUGACUUUUGAGGAGGAGCAGAUGGAGCAGGCAGCGAUGUCCCUGCGACACACGGAGAGACAAUGCAUGCAGAGUCAGGACGGAUUCAUGAAGGCAUUCAAGAACAGGGUCAUGCGUCGAUCUCCGCACGAGUCAGCUUCCAGCUUGGAGGAUCGCCUACAGAAACAAGUGAUAAUCGCGGACUGCCAGCUCUACCAGGCGAUUCUCACAUUCGUUAACCAGGAGCUAUCCGGGUAUCUGCGCGGCGGAUGGAUCCUGAGACGUGCCUGGAAAAUAUACGAGAAGGCCUACAAGGAGAUUCAGGACCUGCAUGAUAGGUACUCGCGACCCAUCUCUCCCCGGCACAGUCAGGGCGGGAAUUUUGGCAGCCACGGCAGCAAGCAGGACAGUCUGACUCGUACUAUCUCCGCACCGGUGCUUCAAGACGUAGCUGAGAUUCCAUCUCAGGAUGUACUGGAUCGACUAAUGGGAUCGGUCAGCUUUGGCUUCGGAGUGUUCCAGCUCUGUGUAUCUCUCAUGCCACCCAACCUACUCAGGGUUAUACAGUUCCUUGGCUUUGAAGGAGACAGGGAUAUAGGUUUGGAUGCAUUGAUCUUAGCCAGCAAAAGCCGUGACAUGAAAGCACCACUAGCUAUGCUAGCGCUCCUGUGGUAUCACACUGUCGUGCGACCAUUCUUCUCACUAGAUGGCGUGAAUAUAGAGGCUGGGGUCUCUGAAGCUAUGGCAAUUCUGAAAAAUACGGCACACACAUAUCCUAACUCAGCCCUAUUUCUGUUCUUUCAUGGCAGGGUUUUGAGGCUAAAGUGCAAAAUAUCCGAAGCACUCGCUGCAUACCACAAGGCCCUAGCAGCUACAAAGGACCAAAGAGAAAUACAAUUGAUUUGUUUGUAUGAGAUAGGUUGGUGCAACUUACUGCAGCUGAACUGGAUAGAGGCAAAGUCAGCAUUUCUAAGGUUAAGGUUGGAGUCACGUUGGUCGCAGUGCUACUAUGCAUAUCUAGCCGCAAUAUGUCUCGGUGCUCUUGGCCACUCUGAAGAAUGCUACAAAGUCUUCUGUGAUGUUCCUCGGCUCGUCAAACGCAAGAAUUACCAGAUAGAGAUAUUUGUUGGACGCAGGGCUGAGAAGUUUGUGAGUUUGCAAGCGCCACCUACCCCAGAGCAUGCUAUUCUCCUCGGACUAGAGCUACUGUUCUUGUGGAACGCGUUGCCAACUUGUGGGAAGCCAGAGUUGCAUCGUAUUCUUGAAGAGUGCAGCAAGCAGCAUGAAGAUGCCCUGAUUCCCCUGACUCGUCUGAUAGAGGGCUCUACGCACACACAGUUGAAGAACUACAGCAAAGCAGUGGAGUGUUUUGAAGAAUGCUUACAACGAUGUCAAGGCCAGACGGAAGAUUUGCAUGUUCAAGCAUUUGCUAUGUAUGAGUUUGGAUGUUUGCUGAUUAGAAGCUCGGAGACUGCACCAAAGGGCAAAGCUUUACUGCUUCAUGCAAAGACGCAGCUAUGUGACUAUGACUUUGAGAAUCGACUUAACGUAAGAAUUCAUGCUGCUCUGAGACGCGUGCAGAAGAUGGAGCUGGGAAAUGCAGCAGUGAAGCCACCCACACAGAGUACUGGUCAACAGAGUGAUGUGCCGUGAUAGGUAAUGCACUAUACAUGCAUUGCAAUAAUACGUAAACAAGUUGAAAAUGUUGAAAGUUGAACAAGUUGGAAACAAGGUUUGUUGUGACCUUGGUGCCAGUUGUAGUGUACAAGGAUAACCUAUUACCGUUCUAUUUAUUCAGUGUAUCAAAUUGUAAUAUGAGUUUCCUAAAAAAUUUCGUAUCAUUGUCUUGAUGGGAUCAUAUAAAGCAGCAUCCUAUAAUGUUGAGUUUUGUAGUUUACAAAACAUUUUAACAUAUUAAUUCUUUAAUUAAAGGUGACCCAAUUAUUUUGUGAUAUCAAGAAAACUGCACAUCCACUCAAGUAAGAUGAUUCAAUAACCGUUACUCACUGCCGAAUCUGUCAUAACCAUCUAAAAAUGUUUUCAAGCAAGAAAAUAAUUGUGAUUAAUUGUUUGGCAUGCACUUUGGUAAAUUAUCAUAGUUGGACAUGUUGGUGUCCUGGAAUGCUAGAAUAACUAAAAAAAUAAAUAAAGAUAAAAUUUUAGAUAGUUUCAAAGAGAUAUAAACCGUUCGCAAAAACAUAUGUGAUUUUUAUGCACAAAUCACUCUUGUGAUCAUGUGAUGUCGUAAAUCUAGUGUAUCUUGCGUUAUUAUAAUAGGAUUAUUAAGGGAGAUGAUGAAUUUGGAAUGCGAUAUUUUUGGUUUUCCAAUGUGUAAUGAUCAAUUAAUUACAAAAUCUAUGUUUUUUCUUCACACAGUUUUGCUCAUGCUCGUUGAAAAAUUGACAUGGACUUAAAAUAUGAUUAUCUAAUUUGUUUUUACAAAAUUUGAGAAUAAUGUGACGAUAAAAUUUUAUUACUGUAAGAUUGUGGUAUGGCAGCCUAAAAAAAUGUACUAAUAGAUAUUAUCAGGAGUCUCAAUAUUGAUAUGUCUAUCUAUGUCUUGAGAUUGUCUAUCUAUUGAUAGACUCCUGAUAUUAUUACAUAUAAUUCAACAAUGUCUGCAUAAGUCAUCAUAUGACUAGAUAUACUAGUACAGGGUUUUUAAUUUAUGAAUUGAAUAACUUAAAUAUAAUAGUUUACUUUGAUCAAAGCGUAAUUUUACCUUUUAGUGCACUAUAUUGUACUUUGCGAUUAGACUCGUAUUCUGGGUGAUACUCCAUUAGGAGUAGGAGUAGGAUUAAUGGUUAUGUUAUAGGUUAGGUUUAUAAGGGGGUAAGUAGGUUUAUUAGGUUAAUAUAUUUUUCAGGGGCGUGUCUAAAUUUCAAGUUUCAAGAAAUGUAUCACAUGUUGAACAGAAUUAUAGGCUGUAUAGGGAUAUCGAUCGGACAUAGUAUCUUUGCUUCGUUAUUUAUUUUAGUUCUUUUAUUUUUCUCCACAAUCUAGCUGCACCAUUGACCCUACUUCUCCCGCUUGGAGGUUAUUGUCCUGAUGAUGCUUUUCUAUGAUUGCUUUAUUCUUGGUGUUAUCUCUGCUCAAAUUUUAUUAUUUAAUUCAGAAAAACCAUGAAAAAGAUUCAGUAGUAUAAUUCGCACAGGGUUGUUCUUAUAAAAAAAAACGAUUCAGGAGAGUACUAUAUAUGCUUUAUAUAACCUAUUGUUGUAUCAAGACCUGAUCAACAUAUUCCAGUUAUUAUAUUCAGCUAUUUCUGUGUGAUAUAUAUGUAUAUGAAUAUAGAUAGAUAGACAGUACAAAUCUCUGCUAUAUGUUAUUGAGAUGCACUAAGAAGGGACUUUAUGCAGGGUCAGAAAUGUUGUACGGCAGGACAUGGUGUAAAGCUUUUUCACUAUUUAGGGGAAACUAGAAUUUAGGAAAUUUAAUGCAAUUUAAUGCAAAGAUCUAAAUAAUAAUCCCCUUACUUAAUUUUUUUUCAUUAAACUUCUGCAUAUAUAAAGCUGUAAGCAUAUUUAUUAAAAUUAAUUAAAUCCCCCACAUAUAAUCAUUAGGAUUUUACUUUACAUACUGGAACUUGCUGUUUACUAUUUCUGUUCACGUAAAUGGUUGUUAACUACAUGCAGUACCUUCCUAGCUAAAUAUACGCUAGAUUAACUAUGUAGUAUAUUCUAUAUGUCCAAUUAGUUUCUGUCUAAUGUAACACAUAGGCAGGGAGCACAUUUUAGUUAAAAUGCUGAUUCUGUCGACUGCUACUAGCAAUACUGCUUCUGUCUAUUUUUCACUUUCUUGACCUUGCUCAGUUUUCUUGGAACCAAUUAAGGUGGGUUAUUUCAUACCCUUAUUGCCCAUUGCUCCACAUAUCAUAGCAUACUACAUUUCUAUUGUUAUAAUGAUAUCUAAAGUAUCCAAGUCAUAUCAGUCAGUGCUAGUUGGUUAAUCUUACUAAUAUACUGUAUUCGUAAUUUAUUUCUCCGCCCAGUGAAUGUAUAAUCCCUCCAAGAUUAGUUCUAUGAAGUAUCACUUGUCUAAUAUUUACUCUAUAUGAACAUGAUAUAAUACAUCCACAACUCAUCCAUAUAGAUAAGUCUUGUGAAAGAAGGUGGUGAGCUAUGCCUUCAAGAGAAACAGGUUGGUUAUAAACGUACGUGUGAUUGUUUCAAUUAUUGAUGAUUUCAAUCCCUCCAUUGCAUGUCUUGUGCAUGUACUGCUGUAACAAUUUAUAUUUAAACCGGUGUUGUUAAAGAAAUAUGUAGAUAAACUAUCUGUAUAUUAUUUCUAUUGGUGAUGCAAUCUAAAUGAUUUUAUUUCUAUUUUUUUGGUCCUGGCAUGAUAUGGGUUUGCCAGCCCGUGUACUGUUACUCGUUACUAGUAGUAGUUGCUUUGCUUAGACAAGUCAAUGUAUAUAGGUAGAAUUUACUGUUUAAAAAAUAAAAUGAUAGCUGCAACGAC
Molecule: messenger RNA, 4937 nt
Organism: Priapulus caudatus
Lineage: Eukaryota; Metazoa; Priapulida; Priapulimorpha; Priapulimorphida; Priapulidae
Product: tetratricopeptide repeat protein 39C-like
Exons: 16
Coding region: 183-2129 (648 amino acids)
Biological process (GO): cilium assembly
Molecular function (GO): protein binding
Source: RefSeq, a predicted model, not a curated record